GUUGCUUUGAAUGAAUCUUAACUAACGCAUUUCAAAACUUGAAGACAAUUCAAUUUCAGGCUAAGUUUCUGAAGCAACCCUACCCCACAAGUUUCUCAGGAGCGCUAAAUACAGCAGUGAAUUGUGAAUUCAAGUCAAAGGCCAAAUUUUUGGACAAUACCACUAUGGGAAUUAUCUCAUUUAGUCGUCAGUGGGCACAACUGGUGUUCGUAAGACCUACCAGCACUUGUCCUCUUGUUCUUACGAAAAGAAACUUCGCAGAAGAGACUUAUAAUUGUAAUAAAGUGAGAGUAAGGUUUGCUCCCAGCCCGACUGGUUUUCUGCAUCUAGGCGGCUUGCGCACAGCCUUUUAUAACUAUUUAUUCGCCAAGCAAAGUGGUGGGAGUUUUGUUCUACGAAUUGAAGAUACGGACCAAGAUCGUCUUGUGCCAAAUGCCAUGGAACAACUUGAGGAUGAUUUAAUUUGGGCUGGAAUUCAGCCUGAUGAAAGUCCUAGAGUUGGAGGAAACUACGGGCCUUAUCAACAGUCCCUUCGCCUAAGUUUAUACCAAAAAGAAGUUGUGCCGCUGCUGGAAAACGGGUCUGCAUACCAUUGCUUUUGUACAGAAAGUAGACUGAAUUUACUCCGGCGGGAAGCUUUGAGAGCAAGGCAAAACCCUAGGUAUGACAAUAGAUGCCGAAAUUUAUCGCAGGAGGAAAUAAACAAGAAACUCAACGCAGGGGAAAGUCAUUGCAUUAGAUUCAAAUUAACACCCUUCAAAGAAAAAAUGAACGAUAUUAUUUUGGAUGAAUAUGAAAUCAACGUUGCAAGCAUUGAGGGUGAUCCAGUAAUCAUGAAAAGUGAUGGUUUUCCUACUUAUCACUUUGCCAAUGUAGUUGAUGACCACUAUAUGGAAAUCUCACAUGUUUUGCGAGGCGUCGAGUGGAUGCAGUCCACCACAAAACAUUUAUUGUUGUACAAAGCUCUCGGUUGGGACCCUCCAGUUUAUGGACAUAUGCCUCUGUUGAUGAAUAAAGAUGGUACAAAAAUAUCGAAACGCCAGAACGAUUUAACAGUCAAAAGUUUGCGAGAGAGGGGAUUUUAUCCUUUGACUCUUUUAAACCUAGUAUCACAUAGUGGAGGCGGUUUCAAGGAUCUCCCACCAAAAUCUUCAAUCUUAACUCUAGAUCAACUGGCUGCAGGUUUUGACAUAAAUCUCAUAAAAUCAAGUUCUUGUCAGCUUAUGAUUCACAGGCUAUCAGAAUUCAAUAAUUUGGAGCUUCAGCGACGUGUUGAAGAUGAGACAGAGUUCGAUCUUCUCAAAAACGAAAUCAAGAAUAAAAUCCAAAGAACUUUCUCUGGCAAUUCCAAUUUACAGAUGAGUGACGAAUACAUCACAACAAUUCUCACCUGGAGUUUAUCUAGAAUUUCAAAUGUUGACGAUCUCUUUACACCAAAUUUUGCUUUCCUUUGGGUGAAACCUAAGUUAGACUUGAAGAUAACUGAUGUCGAGAAAAGUGAUUUGCAAAGCUUGAUCGGAAUCCUAGAGAAUGUGGAACUUUUCAAUCGGGAAACUUUAGGGAAAACUUUAAGAGCUUACAACGAUGAGAGAGGUUUGAAGUACAAGAAAUUUAUGAUGAGCUUAAGGAGUGUGUUGAGUGGCUUGAAGGAAGGACCAAGCGUUACUGAAAUGAUGGAAUUACUUGGCAAACAGAACACGAUAGAUCGCAUACAAGAGGCGAUCAAGAACUCAUGAAACUUUAUAUUGCGUAUGUCAGUUGAAAUCAAUCUAUUUGUUUGUCUACAUGGAUAAGUGUGCCCCUAACCUUGGCAAAGUUUACAUCAGUUCGCCAAACUAGUUUUAGCUCACAAUCAGUUCGAAUAGGUAUGGAAAAGAGCAAGUUCAUCCUUUCGCUGUACAUAAGUUUGCCUGUAGCCUGUUAAUGUAGUUGGAUAGAAGUUGGUCAGUGUGGAAGGAACGUCAGAGAAAACUGAAGGGCCUUUGAACACAAAUACGUAGUCAAAUUUGUUUCCAACUGGCAUAUUUGGUGUGAAGCGUGCAGGCUUAUACACAUUUUCAGAUUAUUCUUACUGUGUAAGCUGACAAUACUCUGUAAUUUUUCAUCAUAAGAUAUCUGGUUCUUUUUAUGUUGAGGGCAAAGAAAUACUCACUAGGAACAUGGCUCAAGUAUUAAUUGUUUCCCUUUGGGAGGCAUUACAACUCUACAUCUUUUUUUUUUCAUUUGCACAAUGACUUUACAUGCUGGAUCCUAAGAAUUUUUCAGUGGUAUUGGUAUACCGGGUGCUUGUCCGAAAAAUCUAUUUUUCAAAUUUUUAAAAUUUUUUAAAACUUUAGGACAUAUUUAGCACUAAUUCAGAGGUAGAGCCUAAUUUUGUUUGGGAAAAAGAGGGAAACUUGUUCGCAAAAUUAGACAAUGAAGUCAUGAUUGAUGUUGUAUUACCCUUGUUGCAGAUGGAAAGACCCCAAAUGCUCUUUUCGCACUGACCCUCGUCUCAAACUUACUAAUAUUCCCACAAUUAUUAAAUGGAAAGGAGGAAGAAUAAUUGAUGACGAAUGUUCCAAAGUAGAUGUCCUGAGAAAAUUUUUCUUGGGAUGAACCUAGUGUUUCAGAGCUAAAUUUUGAAAUUUUGUAAAAUCUUUAAUAAACGAAAAUAUUUUUGCA
Messenger RNA from Bemisia tabaci, 2664 nucleotides. RefSeq names its product putative glutamate--tRNA ligase, mitochondrial (gene GluRS-m). Gene Ontology annotation, molecular function: glutamate-tRNA ligase activity; zinc ion binding; tRNA binding. Gene Ontology annotation, cellular component: mitochondrion. The record is from RefSeq and is a predicted model, not a curated record. Gene Ontology annotation, biological process: glutamyl-tRNA aminoacylation. NCBI's taxonomy places the organism in Eukaryota, Metazoa, Arthropoda, Insecta, Hemiptera, Aleyrodidae.